AUGGCGCCCUCCAGUUCGCGCUCAAGGUCCACUCGCCCUAUGCGGUCCAGCCGCACGAAGGUGCAAACUUAUCACGAGGAAAGCUCAUCUCAAGAUGAAUCAAGAGGUUUGCCCGUCUCAAGGCGUGCCUCAUUAUCUCUUCGUUCGCGCAGCACCACUCGAAUGCCAAGAUCCUAUCGCGAAGAUUCGACAGAUGCUAGUUUCGAUGGAGUGGUGGAAGACCAAGAGUCCGAAGGUAUGGUAGCUGCACCGGUCGACGCACAAAACCCGGAUACUGAAUCUGUGCCUACUCGCCCUUCCAAACCCUCACGUCCUCGACAUGCUACAACCACCUCGAAGCCAAAACAGACUAAACGAUCGAAACCUAGCAGUCAAGUUGGGAGAGCCUUGCACAAACGUGCCAAGGUAGAUGAGGAUGACCCGAUAUUCCUGGGAUCGGGUGUCAUUCCUCCCUGGCAAACUCUUCCCUACCAAAUCCUUCUUGACAUUUUCCUGCGCGCAUCGCAUCCACUACUCGACGAAAGCCGUUCCACCCGUAAUGACUCCGUCAAGUGGCUUGUCAAUGUUGCUCUGUUGUGUCGAAGCUUCCAUGAGCCUGCGCUGGCCGCACUCUAUCACUGCCCCCUCUUCUUCUUCCUGCCUACAAGAGCCAUCAAGAUCAAGCAACUCCAUGUUGAGGUUGAACCAGUGCUCAUUUACAAAAGUGGACCCUAUGGCUACUUUGACCUUGCUCAAUUGAUCGAAAAGACGCCUCGUUUACACACGGUACGACUGUAUCACAAAGAUGAUUACACGGUCGGAAUACCCCCGUGGCAUAUUGUUCAAUCAAAGUGGACCUAUCCAGAUGCUGUUUUUUCCGCCAUAGAGAGCCGUGGAAUUACCCUUCGUAGCUGGGAUUGGAACAGCCGCUUUUUAGAAACUGGUGAUCUUGUGGAAAAAAUGGUGAAAAUGCACUCGCAGCAGGCCUUUCAAGGUCUUAAAGAGCUGAAGUUGCUCCACUUCGACAAUCCCAACGAAGAAACAUCUGCCGUCAAAGAGGCUGGCCUCCUUGAAGCCCUUGAUAUGCUUUCUGAGCUUGAGCGACUGCAUUUCAUUGAAAGCUCAUUGGUUAGCGGGGAAAUUCUGAUCAAUCUACCAAAUACUCUCCGUUCACUUACUCUGAACAACUGUGAUCGAUUGUGGUCAUCAGAUCUUACAGCCUAUCUAUCUUCACAUGGCACCAAUCUCCGAGAGCUCAGUCUAAGCCACAAUCGCCAUCUAAACAUGUCUUUCAUCCAAACGUUGGGUCAGUACUGUGAAAAUCUUGAAAUUUUCAAAAUGGACCUUUCUAUGCAUGAUGCGUCCAGCUAUCACGAUGUCGAACCGCACUUUGAAGAUCUGCUUGUCCAAACUGAAGUUCCUACAUGGCCAGUGAAGCUCCAAGAGAUCGAGCUCACUCAGUUACGCAAAUGGGAUGAUGUUACUGCGGAAGUCUUUUUCACUUCGCUAGUGAAUGCGGCACCCAAGCUUCGCGAUCUACGUCGAUUGGUCAUCAGUGCAAUUCUGAAGAUUGGCUGGCGUGACCGUGCCACUUUUCGUGAGCGAUGGAUCGGCCUGCUCGAAAAGGUUUUCCUGCGACGAAGUACGCCACCAAACCCCAACUUCCGCUCCCUUCAAAAGCGCUUGCUCAAACCCACCAUAUCAAUGACAAUGGAUGAACUUGGUGCUAGAGUUCGUGAUCCAUAUCCACGACCCUCCACGGCUGAUAGUGGACCGUCGACUUCCUCCAAACGCCAAAGCACUCGAUUGGCACAUCAAAAAUCCAACGAAACUGACGAUGCUGCUAGCGGUUCUUCGUUAGUGGGGACUCCGCAGCCCGAAACUGGAAAGAGACAGGGUAUGUGCGAUAUUGUGAACAUUCGGAUCGACAACCAACGACCAACUGAGUUGCAAUUCAACGAAAAUGAUUUUCUUGACGAUGAACUCAGCGGCGACGAAGACUGGGAUGGCAACGAUGAUGACUUCUAG
Penicillium vulpinum is the source of this 2007-nucleotide messenger RNA. RefSeq lists its product as uncharacterized. NCBI's taxonomy places the organism in Eukaryota, Fungi, Ascomycota, Eurotiomycetes, Eurotiales, Aspergillaceae. The transcript has 2 exons. The record is from RefSeq and is a predicted model, not a curated record. The coding region runs from base 1 to 2007 and encodes 668 amino acids.